AUGAAUAGCAAUGUUAAGUCACCUCACUCAGCAAGAUCAAGAGUACCGAUAGAUAACAUCGGAGUUAAAUGGUGGGAUCUAUAUGGUGCCAGCGAAGCUACUACAUCAGAGUGUUAUGUACAAAACGAAGUUGAUGUAGAACAGACUGAAGAACAAAAUAAAAUUGUAGACAAGAGUACAUGCACGAACAAUUUACUCCAACGAUAUUCAAGUAUCAAAGUGUAUAAAGAUGAUAACGGAAAAAUAGCAAAUCUUAAUCCAAAAGAUAUUGUAUUAAAAAAAUGGAGGGAAGAACAGGCUAAAGCGAAAUACGAACAAGCUCGGAAAGCGGUGAUUAAAUCACUGAAAGAGAAAUUCGAGGUAACGCCACAUGCUAAUACGCGUCCCAUCCCUGGAGCGAAUAAAACUUGUAUUCGAAAAAUAAUACCGACGAUCAUAAUAACGGGAGACAGCGAAAUAUCAAAUUUGAACGCGAACGUCGCGAGCCAAGGAAAACGUGAUUCUGCCGGUGAAGGAUUUAAGGUUGAGAUUGGGGAUGGUAAUGAUGCGGGUGCCUGUCACGCGAGCAGACUUCAGGUGGGGCCAGGUGGUGAGUUGGCACAGUGGAGGCCUUCUCCUGGUGGCAGUAGGGCGGCGUGCGCGGAGGGCGGAAUACGCGGGUUUGCGAGGGAAACCAUGCCGGUCCUAGGCUCAUGA
This is a messenger RNA of Diatraea saccharalis (sugarcane borer), 696 nucleotides long. The record is from the annotation of a GenBank genome assembly. Lineage: Eukaryota; Metazoa; Arthropoda; Insecta; Lepidoptera; Crambidae.